AUGAAUAUAUAUUCACGAUUUUUGAGUAGAUAUUACUUUGGUGCAGUGAAGAUCUUCAAGUUGCCUGAUUUAGGGGAAAAGAUCAAGGAAGCCACUAUUAAAAAAUGGCAUGUUAAGAUAGGAGAUCAUGUGAAUGAAUUCGAUCCUGUUGCGGAUGUUUCAACAGAUAAGAUGUUCACUCAAAUUCCAAGUAAUUACACAGGGAAGAUUCAUAAGUUGUUCCACUAAGAGGAUGAAACAUGUUUAGUGGGUGGAGAUUUCUUAGAAAUAGAGAUUGAAUCUGAUAAUCAAGAAUCAGCAACACCAUAGACUCAACAUCAUUAAGUGAAAUAAGAAGUCACAAAAUAAUAAGAAGUACAUUAAACCAUAUAAACUAACAACAAUGCUUCAAAUCAUAAAUUAGCAACACCAGCUGUCCGUCAUUUGGCAAAAUAAAAAGGAAUAGAUUUGAACAAGAUUUAAGGCAGUGGUUAAGAUGGAAGAAUUUUAAAGACAGAUCUUGAAAAGUAAACAUAAUCACCAAAAGAACAACCAUAAUCAUCCACUAAAAUCAACAUUAAAAGCGAAUCCGCUUCCACUGUCAUCAAAAUGUCAGAUUUUCAAAAGGGAAUGCAAAAGUCAAUGACUGAAGCCAACUCUAUUCCUCACUUAUACUUAAAGGAAGAGGUUGAUCUCACAGAAUUAGCAUAAAUGAGAGAAUAAUUGAAAAAAGAAAAGAAUAUCACAUUCAUGACACUACUCAUUAAAUCCUUUUCUUUGGCAUUAACCAAAUAUCCUAUAUUGAAUUCAACAUAUGAUCCAACAAAAUAAUUCGAAUAUACAUAACAUUCAUCUCAUAAUGUGUCUGUGGCUUUGGACUCUCCUAAAGGUUUAGUGGUGCCUAAUAUCAAAAAUGUAUAGAAUCUGUCGAUUAGUUAAAUACAAGAUGAAUUGAAUAGACUAAGAAUUUUAGGAGAAAAGGGACAGUUGAGUUUUAAUGAAUUAUCUGGAGGCACAAUUUGUUUGAGCAAUAUCGGUACUAUUGGUGGUACUUAUACUGGUCCUCUUAUUCUCGCCCCAUAAGUGUGUAUAGUUGGGAUUGGUAGAUUGAUGACUGUGCCAAGAUAUGAUGCUAAGAUGAAUGUUGUUCCAAGGAAAAUUAUGAACCUAAGUUUCGGUUGCGAUCAUAGGGUUAUUGAUGGAGCAACUGUAGCAAGAUUUAAUAAUGUUUGGAAAACAUAUUUAGAAAAUCCAACAUCUAUGUUUAUUCAUCUUAAAUGAUUAUUAAGUUGAGGGUAAAGAAAUAAAAUUUAUAAUAAUUAAAACUA
This is a messenger RNA of Paramecium tetraurelia, 1307 nucleotides long. RefSeq lists its product as uncharacterized. Gene Ontology annotation, molecular function: lipoic acid binding; acetyltransferase activity. The transcript is spliced from 6 exons. The record is from RefSeq and is a predicted model, not a curated record. Gene Ontology annotation, cellular component: cytoplasm; mitochondrion. NCBI's taxonomy places the organism in Eukaryota, Ciliophora, Oligohymenophorea, Peniculida, Parameciidae.